AUGCGUUCCACUACAUUCGUUUCUUCUGCAGCACUAGCCGUCGCUCUCUACGCCAGCCAGGCGGUGGCAACGCCUCCAGCCUGCUUGCUAGCUUGUGCCGGCAAGGUUUCCAAGGAGUCAUCACACCCGUUGAACGAUGUGGCCCACUUCUGUACCAAGGAGAGCGAUGCGAUGCAAAAGUGCUUCUCUUCCAUCUGUCCUGAGGGCAAGGCCGAGGGCGCACUUUCGGCUUUCAAGGCAAACUGCGCCGAGCACGGCAAGCCCGUGAGCAGCGCCUCCUCCUCUUCCGCGGCUUCUUCCUCGACUGCGGCUUCGUCCUCCGCUGGCAGCUCGAGUGCAUCUGCCACGGCUUCUUCCUCUGCCGAGAAGUCGUCCGCCGCACCAUCUUCCUCUGCUUCCUCUGGCGCGAAGUCGUCUGCUGCGCCUUCCUCGUCUGCUGCGCCUUCUGCAUCUGCUUCCGCGUCGCCCGCUUCUUCUGCAGCACCCGUCGCCUCUUCUGCAGCACCAUCCGCCUCUUCUGCAGCACCAUCCACCACUGUUCUAACUCCUACUGGGACUGGCCACGCUGCUUCCAGCGCUACCCCAUCUGUACCAGUGGUAUCUGCAUCCAGCUCUUCUGCGAGCGAUGUUCCUCCACCUAUCGACCAUCCUUUCGAGGGCGCUGCUAACAAGGUGAAGGCUGGUAUGUCACUUGCUGGUGGUCUCGCUCUAGCCGGCUUAUUGUUGUGA
This is a messenger RNA of Eremothecium gossypii ATCC 10895, 729 nucleotides long. RefSeq names its product Ccw14p (gene CCW14). The record is from RefSeq and is marked provisional. The coding region runs from base 1 to 729 and encodes 242 amino acids. The transcript has a single exon. Lineage: Eukaryota; Fungi; Ascomycota; Saccharomycetes; Saccharomycetales; Saccharomycetaceae.